AUGGACAGAAGUGAAAUCUUAGAGAUACUCUCACUCGAGCCGGAGAAUGAGCGACCACAGACUGGUGUUCUUCGCCGACAAGCUCACACCAUCAUCUCCGGCAUCACAUCCGAUGAAGACCACGACCACCUCCCAUCCGCACUCCUCGACCUUCUCACACAAGUCAUCAAACCGCUGUUCACCAACACAAAACAUCCACAGUUGACUUCCACCGGCCGCAAGUCCCUCGUACCAGGACCGCCGCCGUCGAUAGGCGCGGCAAGGUUUCUCACAUCUUUAGACGACGAUGAACAGGCCCAGAAACCAUGGAAGCGGGGGCCCUUCACCGCGCCCCUGCUGAAGUAUGUCCUACGAAGCUAUAUGCUUCUCCCACAGCCGGUGCGCAGGUCUACGAUAGAAUCCCACUUCCACCUCCUCGUCCCGCCUCUUCUCAACAUGAUCGAUGACGCAUCGCCGACGUACAAAUCCGACGGGUGUCUCCUACUGCGCCUGCUUUGCACGACACUGGUCUCGACGCAAAGCGACAUGCUGAAACGGACCGGGCUGACAGACGUAUUUGUCGACGCGCUCAAGACGAAUUUCCUGCUGCUGCCGACUCUGACGCCCGAGGCCGACAGUCUGCUGGUCCUGAGGGAGCUGUAUCCCGCUUACCUUUCACUCGUGGAUGCAAAUUUCAUCAGACUGGAAGUGGCCACCGCCGAGGGAGUUGACAUCUCGACGGGCAAGAAACCCGACGCGGGACCAACGUGGAAUAUGGGCGAGGACCUGGUGGCGAGGGAAGUCCUGCUCACCAAGCUCUUCAGACACGGGAUCAUGGCGUCGUUGUCGCACCUGUCCUCGGCGACGGAUUCGUUCUCAAACACAAUCUCUGCCCCGAUCACGACCUUGCUGCUGAACCAGGUUCCCCCAACAUUCAGACGAAUGGGGAUCUACACCGUGAAACAUCUCCAGACGCUCUUGCCCAUGAUGCGGCUGGUCCUGAUGGACCCAUUCGUCCUGGCGGCGCCGGAGAUGGCGCUCGCCUCGCUAAACGUCUUGGACGUGGUUGUCGACGUGUGCGCACCGCGGGUCAGGGACAAGUGGUGGGCCGAGAUCCUCGGGGCCUGCGUCGCUUGCUGGUGCAACUGUUUGGACGAGACAGACGGUGCGAAUGACGUGCCCUCCGCGAAGGCUAUACAAGAGAUCAUAAAGAAAACCAAAGAUGUGGUGAAGAUGCUGCAGGACGUCCUGGCGAAGGAGGAGUGGGCGGACAUCAAGGAGAAAUUGCUGAGCGAGGAGGGUGAUCUGACUGGAUUAUUCGAAGACUAA
Molecule: messenger RNA, 1308 nt
Organism: Fonsecaea nubica
Lineage: Eukaryota; Fungi; Ascomycota; Eurotiomycetes; Chaetothyriales; Herpotrichiellaceae
Exons: 1
Coding region: 1-1308 (435 amino acids)
Cellular component (GO): centrosome; cytosol; nucleoplasm
Source: RefSeq, a predicted model, not a curated record